Molecule: messenger RNA, 13665 nt
Organism: Tuber aestivum (summer truffle)
Lineage: Eukaryota; Fungi; Ascomycota; Pezizomycetes; Pezizales; Tuberaceae
Source: the annotation of a GenBank genome assembly
AGCGCGCUGAGAAAUAGGUUAGUCCUUUGCGUGUGCAAGAAACCAUCGGCUCCCCAAAAGAAGUUUAUACAUCACUCUUCUACCCUUACCCCUUUUCCGGUCCCUCAACCUCCCCCUAAUGCCCCCUGGUGGUUGCAAGUCAUUUCCCUAGAGCAGAAGGUGAAUCGCCUCCGUUUUACCUAAACCACACAACUCCUCAACUUCAGCGGUCCGCGGAACUAAGCCAUCAUAUCUAACAAAGACUUACUUCUAGGAAUUUAAGUUCCUACUAUAUCCCACCGUUGGGUCUCUGAAUCUCGAUAGCUGCGAAUACUGAAGCUACCUCGGCUGACUGAGGGGAUCUACAAACAUCAUGGCGGGCGGAACUGCCCACGCGGACGUGUAUGCCGCGAGGCUCGGGGAUAGCUCGCUUGGUUUGUUUCUAAUAUUUCUUCUUUUUGCAACAGCGGCGGUAUAGCUAACGAGGAUGGGAGGUUAGAUGCCAAGUUAAAACUGCAGAUCGCAGGGGAGCUCCGUGACUCGAUAGAUAUGUUUACACAAGGGCCAGCGGAAUACACGAAAUUUUUAGCGAAGUUAAUGCCUGUGUUUAUGAACAUACUAAGUGGUCAGCCUGUGUUUGUAUCUACAUCCCCUGAGCAGGUUCGGUAAACAUUUUCUGUUUUAAGGGGCUUGGUUGACGGAAUGUGUAGAAAUUGCGAAAUAUCACUCUCGAUACGAUCCACCGGUUACCGUAUACCCCACCGGAGGCUCUGGAGCCAUACGCCAGUGAUCUGAUGACAUUGCUAAUGACGCUUGUUAAAACCGAGAAUGAGGACAACGCUGUUCUGUGCAUGAAGACGAUAAUGGAUUUUCAGAGACAUUAUCAGAAACAACUUACAGAGAAGGUCCAACCAUUCUUGGAUUUGAUACAGGAAAUGUUCACUAUGAUGCCUAAAGCUGUAAAGGAAGCUUUCGACAAUCCAUCCACUACGUCGGGGAGUACACCAGGAAUGCCUGGCACACCAGGGAAUUCGGCACAGAAUUUGGGCAUGACGCAGAGCCCUAAGCCGAUGUCUCCAAUGAUGCCGGGUCAGGAUCCCGCGACGGAGGUGCAACAACCCGCAAAAAUGCUAGUUAAAGGAAUGCAGAGUUUCAAGGUUCUUGCGGAAUGCCCGAUCAUAGUGGUCAGCUUAUUUCAAGCUCAUCGGCCCUGUGUGCACAGGAAUGUUAGGCUAUUUGUUCCUCGGAUAAAGGAAAUGCUGUUGUUACAAGCCGGGCCUCAGGAGGAGGCGCAUAGACUGGCUAAAGCCAAAGGGGAGGUGUUCACGGGUGUUAGCCCUCACAUCAAGAAUAGGGUCGCAUUUGGUGAGUUCAUAACAGCUCAAGUUAAGGUCAGUUCUAAACCCGGUUAUUAAAGUGUGGUAUGGUGAAAGAAUUGUUAAUGUAUCUAGACCAUGAGUUUUUUGGCCUAUGUGUUGCGAGUAUAUGCACAUCAACUACAAGAAUUUUUGCCCACACUUCCUGAGAUUGUGGUGAGAUUGCUGAAGGAUUGUCCAAGAGAACGUUCUGGGGCUCGCAAGGUAAGCAUGGCUACUCCUCUGCCGACCUGAGGUUUACGAACAAUUUCACUUAGGAGCUUCUCGUAGCUACACGUCACAUAAUCAAUUUCAAUUUUCGGAAGAUAUUUCUGGGCAAGAUAGACGAACUCCUGGAUGAGCGAGUUCUUAUUGGCGACGGGUUAACCGUUUAUGAAACUAUGAGGUGAGUUUGGCCAUAUCCCGGAAGGAUGCGGGGGCUAAAAAGUACGCGGCAGGCCCUUAGCAUACAGUAUGUUAGCAGAUUUAAUUCAUCAUGUUCGAGAUGCAUUAGAUCGUGAUCAAAUUGGACGGACCGUUGAGGUGUAUACGAAGAAUUUGCAUGAUAACUUCCCUGGCACAAGUUUUCAGACAAUGAGUGCAAAGCUACUGUUAAAUUUGGCUGAGUUUAUAGCGAAAUUAGAGGAUAAACAGGAGGGUAAGAGCUUUUAAGAUUCAAUUUUUGAAUGUCGGGAGUCUAACAUUGCGUCACAGCUCGACAUUUCCUGAUUAUGAUCCUUGAUGCUAUCGCCGAAAAAUUCAAGUCUAUGAACAGGCAGUAUGAGAAUGCCGUCAAGCAGAGCAGAAUGAAUUGGCGCGCCAAGGAAGAAAUCAAGUCCGAAGAAGUUGUAAUGGAACCGGAGAGGAAUAGACGGGAUGAGCACGACGAAAUAGACAUAUUCACGGCAACACCGAUUAAGACAUCGAAUCCUAGGGAGAGAGGUGCCGAUCCGGUUUCAGGUAUAGUGAUUACUCUGCCCUGCGCUUUUCUCAUACGCUAAUGGUAAUGGUCGUAAAAAGAUAAUAAAUUUCUGUUUAAGAACCUUAUGAAUGGUCUAAAGAGCAUGCUUUUCGCCUUACGGGCAUGUAACCCGCCCCCCCAAUCGACAGACAACAACCCUCCAAAUUGGAGCGAGGUCGCAUUCGGGUUUAGCGCUGAAGAGGUCAAUGUCAUAAUCGGACUGUUUCGUGAGGGAGCGAGAGUUUUUCGCUACUACGGUGUUGAACACGAAGCGAAAGUAUCCGAUCCAACCACCUCACCGGUAGACUUCCUAACCAAUCACUUUAUGGUUCCGAAUGGAAAGGAAGAGAAGGAAUUGCUAGAGACUUUCGCAACUGUGUUUCAUUGCAUCGACCCGGCUACUUUCCAUGAAGUGUUCCAUUCCGAAAUUCCACACCUGUACGAGAUGAUGUUUGAGCAUACGGCACUCCUACAUGUUCCCCAAUUUUUCCUCGCUAGUGAAGCGACUUCUCCGAGCUUCUGUGGGAUGCUUCUUCAGUUUCUGAUGGACCAUAUCGAGGAAGUGGGGACUAAAGAUCCGAGGAAGUCACAAGUGCUGUUGCGCCUCUUCAAAUUGUCCUUUAUGGCCGUCACACUUUUCUCGACGCAGAACGAACAAGUUCUGUUACCCCAUGUUAGUAAGAUUGUCCUCAAGUCAAUUAGUCUAUCAACCACUGCCGAGGAGCCUAUGAAUUACUUCUUGCUUCUGAGGUCCUUGUUUCGCAGCAUAGGUGGCGGUAGGUUCGAGCACUUAUACAAAGAGAUUUUGCCUCUUCUGGAAACCCUCCUCGAGGUUUUAAACACUCUGCUGAAUUCAGCUCAAAAGGUACAAGAGAGGGAUUUGUACGUUGAAUUGUGUCUCACCGUUCCAGCACGCUUGAGUAAUCUCUUGCCACACUUGAGCUACUUGAUGAAGCCGUUAGUGGUAGCUCUCAGGGCCGGGCAGGAGCUGGUUAAUCAAGGAUUGAGGACGCUCGAGCUUUGUGUGGAUAAUUUGACGGCAGACUAUCUGGAUCCCAUAAUGGCCCCUGUUAUUGACGAUCUGAUGGCUGCGCUAUGGGAUCACCUCAAGCCGUUACCCUACAACCACGUUCACAGCCACACGACAAUGCGAAUUUUAGGCAAACUUGGAGGCAGAAACCGGCGGUUCUUGACCCACCCUCCUGCUCUAGCCUUCGGGCUUUACGCCGAUGACGCUUGUAGUGUCAAUAUCAAACUCCAUGGAGCUCCCGGUGAACGUGCGUUCCCAAUGCUUCGCGCGGUUGAUUUGGCUGUAGAAAGGAUAUUUGAUAAGAAGCUUUCAAAAACUGGGCAAGACAAAAGGACCGACUUAUUUUACAAACAGCAAUCCCUGAGACUGUUGAGCUCCGCUCUGAAACUUUUCGUGGGAUACGACCCACUACCAGAGGAUUUCGCUCUCCUGGUCCGGUUACAGGCCAACGAUUUGGUAUGCGGAUCAUCGGAUCUUGCAGGUGCUCAUGUUCCGUCCUCUGACCGACAUAAACCUGUUUUUAAGAAGCACGACCAAGAAGCUGUCCUCCGGAAACUUUUGGAAUCAGUUAUGCACGCCGUGGCUAUCCCCGAGCUUGAGGAGGAUGCCUCCUCACUUGUGUUUGAUGUCUGCCGGCAUUUCACAAUCUUGGAAGUAGGGAGAGCAACAACAGAAAUGCGACAGAGACAACAGCAGUUUGUCGUCAAUAGUGGCGAAGGCCCAAUGUAUCUUGAUAACAGAAGCUUAUCCGAGGCUCUCGCUUAUUGCCUGUCUUCGGAGAGUAGGACUGUAAGAGAACUGGCCAAGAAAGCAUUGAAGGUGAUCUACGAUACUGCAGCCACACUCUUUGGGUCAACGGAGAACGUUCAUAAACUCCCCUUCUUCGUUUCGAUGGCGAAAACUUUCUGCCAUUGCUGUUAUGAGGAAGAGUGGUAUCCUAAAUCAGGUGGAUGCUUAGGGAUUCGUGCGCUGACCGAGGAUCUGGAUUUGGGAGAGGCUUGGAUGGUGGAACGCCAACACGAUUUUGUUCGGGCUUUGCUAUAUGUCAUCAAGGACAUGCCUCCAGACCUUCCGGCUAGUACUCGAGAGUGUGCCCAAUCCACACUUGAUCUUGUUCUACGGGGCUGCAGCAAGAAUGUCUCCAGGGAGGAAAUCACGAUUUAUCACUCGAAGAGCUUCAACCUCUGCGCUUUGCUCAUUUGUGAACUAUCUAAUCCUAAUAAGCAUGUGAGGGAAACGGCGCAAAGAUCUUUUGCAACCUUGUCGAGCAUACUUGAUAUAGAGAUACAUACAUUGAUGACUCCUGUGAAGGAUCGCUUGUUAACACCAAUUUUCAAUAAGCCACUUCGCGCCCUUCCAUUUGCGAGUCAGAUUGGCUAUAUCGAUGCAAUAACCUUCUGCCUUAGCCUCCAACCCGCUUUUCUUGAGUUCAACGAGGAAAUGAGUCGUCUCAUGAUGGAAGCACUUGCCCUCGCAGAUGCCGAUGACGAUGCCUUAUCAAACAACAGAGUCCCUGAACACCGAACGACUGAGUCCGUUCUCAACUUACGGGUUGUUUGCAUCAAGCUAUUGUCCACGGCAAUUACGUACCCCGAUUUCGCGUCGCCCGAUAAAACCCAAACGAGAGGGAGGAUUAUAUCGGUGUUUUUUAAAUCGCUUUACUCAAAAUCUCCCGAGGUCAUCGACGCAGCAAAUUCAGGGCUUAAAGGAGUUCUUGCACAGACAAAUAAGCUGCCAAAGGAUCUUCUUCAGAAUGGCCUUCGCCCGAUUCUAAUGAAUCUUUCUGAUCCAAAGAGAUUAAAUGUUGCGGGGUUGGAGGGAUUAGCAAGACUACUGGAGCUUCUGACGAAUUACUUUAAGGUGGAGAUCGGUAGUAGGUUACUGGACCACCUGAAGAACUUGGCCGAACCAAAUAUACUCCAGCAAACCUCAUUCAAAUUGCUUGAGCAAAAUCAGAACAUUCGAGUUAUAGCUUCGAUACUAAACAUAUUCCAUUUGCUUCCGCCGGCAGCAGUUCAGUUCUUAGAGGAAAUGUUUAAGAUUGUGAUAGAGCUGGAGGAAAAGCUUCGGCGAACACAGCAUAGCCCAUUUCGGGCCCCCCUUUUGAAAUUUGUCAAUCGAUAUCCGAGCGAGACUUGGGCGUUUAUGAAACCCAAACUAAUCGAUAUCAGAUACGGCAGGAUAUUUUGGCAACUUCUUGCAGAUGACAGUAGUGGGCCCCUGCGUAAUGUUGUUUGCGGUGAUGUACCGCGUUUUGUGGAAUCAACGAUCCAUCUGGGUGUCGGGAUGGAAGGCGGGUGCAUUGCUAUAGUAAAUGCGGCUAAUGUUGUCAACGCCAUCGUGAAGCACCCUGAUAGUAGGGACUGGCUCGUGCAAAAUCGCGAUUUGAUGGAAAAAUUGCUUCGGGCCGGGGUUGAAUUGAGAGAAAAAUUGAAGGAGGGGAAGGUUGCGGUUCCCCUUAGAUUGGCUGUUGAACAAUCUUCCGAGACACUACUCGAGAUAUUCAUGAUCUAUCUUACACAUGCGGAGGAAGACUUGGAGUUCCUUUUCCAGGUAUGCCUUUGAUUCCUCCGAUUCUCAACGGGCUAUUUCUAACUAUUUGAAGGUGAUCGAUGCACGGACGUCCAACAAGCUCAAGAGAUCUAAUGCUCUAACCAGCCACAUCUAUUCCAAGAUCAUAUGUGGCGGGUCCAUUGAGCAGUGGCGAAAUGUGAUCUAUAGGUGUCUGGAUUUGUAUUCCGGAAAGUCCUCAACUCAGGAGACAAAGACAUUUGCCUUUCACUAUCUGGUUAACCCCAUACUUGCUAUGGAUGUUCAGCGUGGGGCUAAACCCGUUAACGGUCAAAAGCUUGUUGACAGGAAUAUGAUUGAAGCCAUUCACUCUAAAAUUUGGAGGCCAAACCUUGGAGAUCUAGGCGAUGACGCUUCUCCUGGCUUAGACCACUCCCGAAUGGAACUUCUACAGAUGUCGGCGCUUUUGAUUAGGGACCACAAUACCAUUUUGAAUGAGGCUAGAAAGGAUGUCAUCAAAUUUGGCUGGAACUAUAUCAAACUUGAGGAUAUAGUUAAUAAACAGGCGGCAUAUGUCUUGAUUGCAUUUUUUAUUCGCCACUACGACACACCUUCGAAGAUUGUUAUUCAGAUUUAUGUGGCCUUACUAAAGGCGCACCAACACGAAGGAAGGGCCUUAGUCACACAGGCUCUCGAACUUAUCGCUCCGGUACUAAAAAAGCGAGUACCUAAUGUUAGUGACCCCCGGUAUCCGAUCUGGGCAAGAUGGCCCCGGCGCAUUUUGUCUGAGGAGGGACACAACCAGCAACAGAUGACAAAUAUAUUUCAGUUUCUUGUGAAACACGGUGAUUUGUUUUAUGAGUCUAGAGAGCAUUUUCUCAGUUGGAUCGUUACUUCGUUACCCAAGCUUGUUCUUCAUUUUCCUAAUCCUUCCACGGAAAACAAAAAGUUGUCUAUCAAUCUAAUCAUAUUAAUUCGGGAUUGGGAAAAGCGUCGGAUUUCUGAGGCUGCGAGGAACAGCCCCGAGGCCUCACCAUCAAGAAAGCGGAAAUACGGCCAAUUGCCGGUAGACUCACGGUCCCCGUCAGCCCCUGGCUCUGCGCCCAACUCGGACAAAACGGAAUAUGCGGUCCCAACUGUGCUUCGUAUGCACGUGGUUAAGCAUUUGGUGACCUUCAUUUGCGGCCUCCAAGAGAAAUUUUCUUCUAGCGAGCUAUGUUCGAAUGCGCUCUGUUUGCUGAAGGAGUUUCUUAGCCCAAGGUACUGGGGGGAUCUGGAUAUCGAUUUGUUCCCGAAGGUCACCGAAAAGCACCUCAUCCACAAUGAAAUCACGAACGACACGCUCCCAGGCUUUCUCAAUGGGCUACGAGUCAUGAGGAUAAUUGUUGAUCUCAAGGCUGAUGACUGGAUCAUGCAACACCUGCCGCAAAUCCAAAAAAUACUGGAGAAGUCCCUGAGGUCUGAUAACGCCGAAGUACAAAAGAGUCUCCAGCCAGUGCUUGCGCGGGUGCUUCAGGCCAUUCCUGCUACUAGGGUGGAAGGAGAGGAGGAGGAGGAGGAGCAGACAGACUCGCCAUCCGACCUGUUUAUUUCCCUACUUACUACUAUUGUCCAGGAGAAUUUAAACACCAACCUGAUGUCCAGUGUUAAUGUCCUUUGGACCCUAUCUGAGAAGCGGCCAACCGUUAUAGAUGACCACAUACCGGCGCUCAUGAAAGCGUUUCAGAAACUUGGGAAAGACCACCUCUCGGCACCCCCGGGCGGACCUGCACCAGUGGUUAAUCUGCCGAAUUCAGCUAAGACAGAGCCAAACACUGGAGGUAAUUCACAGGUCUUUGACCCAGAUACUACAACAGAGCUCCUUCGAAUGGUGAUAGACGUUGCAUCCGCUAGGGUAUCCGUGCUGGGGGAUCAGCGGAGGCCUUUCUUGAGUGUGAUGGCUCAAUUGGUUGAGAGGUCCUCAAGCUCGGAAUUGUGCUUGAAAAUUUUACACAUUGUGCGAGGAUGGGUAUUUGGAUCGACGGAGUCUUUCCCGACGUUAAAGGAGAAGAUAGCUGUAUUGUCGAAGAUGCUGUCAUUCGAGUCGAGACCUGAUCCAUUACUUUGCAGUAGCUUUUUGGACUUGGUAAUCGAUAUAUACGAAGACCCGGUGAUUACCAAGACGGAGCUUACGGUCCGGCUUGAACCCGCGUUUUUGAUCGGAACCCGGGCGAAAGAUGUUAACAUGCGGAAUCGGUUCUUGCAAAUCUUUGACCGAAGUCUGUCCCGAACGAUCAGCAAUCGACUUAGCUUUGUCCUGGCAACUCAAAAUUGGGAAAUCCUUGCGGAUUCCUAUUGGCUGAAUCAAGCAUCACAUUUACUUUUUGGGUCGGUGGAUAUGGAUCUCCGGGUUGAACUUCAUGAGGACGAUCUGAAAGUCGCACCAGCAUCUUUCGCAGUAAUGCCGUAUGUUUCGGAUGGGCGGAAGGACUCCUUGAUGCUGGACGAAAAGUUUGAAGAUUUUAUGGCUCGCCACAGAAGAUUCUGCCAAAGCUUGGCGGAGGUAAGAGCUGGGGAUAUUUUUGAGCCAAUGGCUCAACUUCAACAUCUCGAUCCGAAGGUGGGGCAUCAGAUAUGGGUUGCGCUGUUCCCGUUAUGUUGGUCGGCAUUGGGCAAAGAGGAUCGCCAGGAUCUUUUAAGGGGUAUUGUUUCGCUCCUAUCCAAGGAAUGGCACCACCGGCAAAUGGACAAACGGCCCAAUGUCAUCCAAAGUAUUCUUGAAGGAGUUGAGCACGCAUCCCCCAAAUUAACUUUACCUCCUCACAUGGUCAAGUUCCUUAGCAAAACCUACGAUUCCUGGUACUCUGCGAUCCACCUCCUCGAAGAUUCAGCGAACGUUCCUCCUAUGGACAGUCUUGUCGUGCGAGAGAGUAACUUAGAUGCAUUGGCAGAAAUGUAUGCCAUGCUUUCUGAAGAGGACCUGUUCUACGGUCUGUGGCGACGACGGGCCCAAUACUUAGAGACCAACGCUGCCGUUUCGUACGAGCAGAACGGGAUGUGGGAUAAGGCCCAGCAGAUGUAUGAGGUCGCCCAAAUCAAAGCACGCACGGGAGCUCUACCAUUCUCAAGUUCCGAGUAUAAUCUUUGGGAAGACCACUGGGUUGUUUGCGCGCAGAAACUCCAGCAGUGGGAAAUUUUAAGUGAGUUUGCCAAGCACGAAAAUUAUAAUGACCUUCUCUUGGAAUGCGGUUGGAGAUUGUUGGAAAAUUGGAAUGGGGCAGAUGGGGAACGCAUGGAUUCUACUAUCAAAUCCCUCAUGGAUGCCCCAACUCCGCGACGGUACUUUUUCGCUGCUUUUAUGGCGUUACAAAAAGUUCAUCAAAAAACAGAAGUGCCGGGAGAAUUUUCGAGGCUAUGUGACGAAGCCAUCCAACUAUCCCUUCGUAAGUGGCAUAACCUACCGCGGAGGAUCACUAACGCGCAUAUCCCCCUCCUUCAAGCGUUUCAGCAACUUGUCGAGUUACACGAUGCGAGCGUAAUCUACAGUAGCCUUUCUGCAACAACUGCGCAGAACCUCGAUGCUAAGUCACAAGAGCUCAAGAUGCUAUUAGGAACUUGGAGAGAUCGGCUGCCAAAUGUUUGGGAUGAUAUCAAUAGCUGGCGCGACCUCGUCACCUGGAGGCAACACAUAUUCCACUCGAUUAACAACACUUACCUUCCACUUCUCCCCGGCCAAGCCCAAAGUGCAGGUGGCAGCAGCAACAGUUCUUACGCCUAUCGUGGAUACCAUGAGACUGCUUGGAUUAUCAAUCGCUUUGCCCAUGUUGCUCGGAAACACCAACUCCCGGAGGUGUGUAUCAAUCAAUUGAGUAAAAUCUAUACCUUACCAAACAUCGAGAUCCAAGAAGCCUUCCUCAAGCUCCGGGAGCAGGCCAAGUGUCACUACCAGAACCCCAACGAACUCACACAAGGACUUGAGGUGAUCAAUAACACGAAUCUAGGGUAUUUCGGGGCUGGUCAAAAGGCCGAAUUCUACACUCUAAAAGGAAUGUUUUUGUCAAAGCUUAAGCAGAAAGAAGAUGCCAACGAAGCAUUUGGUCUCGCGCUUUACCAUGACCUUAAGUUGCCAAAGGCCUGGGCAGAGUGGGGCUACUACAAUGACUCGUUAUUCAAAGAGAAUCCCCAAGAUAUGCAACCGGCGGGCAAUGCUGUCAGCUGUUAUUUGGAAGCGGCCGGCCUUUACAAGAGCGGGAAAGCGCGGAAGCUGCUCGGGCGAGUCCUUUGGCUAUUGAGCUUAGACGACGCAAGCGCCUCGAUCUCUGGGGCGUUUGACGCUUAUAAGGGCGACAUCCCGAUUUGGUAUUGGAUUACCUACAUCCCACAACUUUUGACUUCUCUCUCCCAUAAGGAGGCUCGUCUUGCUCGGACAAUUCUUAUCAAGAUUGCCAAACACUUCCCCCAGGUACGUCGCUGUCCCUAUUCGCGCUGCCUGUUUGCUAACUUCUUAAGGCUUUAUACUUUUUGCUGCGCACAAGCCGUGAGGAUUACCAGGUUAUCAAGAAGCAGACUGCGCAGGCUGCAGCAUCGAACCGCGGGAAGGCUGGCUCCCCGAUUGUUGGUCAAGCAAUUCCUUCAGGUCGCCAGGGUAGCGUUGCGACGCAAACACAAGCCAACGGAACCGAAACAGGGAUGGCAUCUAGUCCUCAGUCUGCCAUUAAUUCUGGCCCCCAAGUUAUUAGUACGGCUCCCAAGUCUAAUUUCCUGUAAAUUAUCUAACACAGAGCAGAGGCUGGAUCUCCGACGCCGGUUCCAACGGGGCAAAAUAUGUCGUCGCCCGCCCCCGCUGUGCCCAGCCCCCAACCGCCGGUCAAGCGUUUACCUUGGGAGUAUGCAGAGGAGAUCAUGUCUGUCCUGAAGACUGCGUUCCCCCUUCUUGCUCUUUCAAUGGAGACUAUGGGCGACCAAAUACAAAAGUUCUUCAAGUGCCCGCCAGAUGAGGAUGCAUAUAGGUUGAUUGUUGCACUCUUGAAUGAUGGACUGCAGGUAAGAUUUGCAUCACAAUGAGCGCAUGCUGGCCAACUAAGCCCGACUAACAAGUUGCAGUGGAUUGCGAGGAUGAACCCUUCACUUGAGGACUCGAAGCUCCCGCCCUCCACCGAAUCAAACAUCACUCGUUUUGCGGAGACGAUCCUCCCCGCCCAUAUCCGGGUUGCGUUUGAGGCAGACUUUGUGAACGAACGCCCCAAUUUGUUCUCGUAUAUCGAGAGGCUGCGGCGCUGGAGGGAUAGAUUUGAGGAGAAGCUUGAUCGUCGGCCGCCAAAUCGGGAUCUUGAGUCAUACAGCCCUCACUUGAGUGAGUUUAGGUUUCAGAAAUUCGACGACGUUGAGGUUCCGGGUCAAUACUUACUGGUAAACAAUCUCAAUUCCCGCUUUAUUCACAUCUAUUAACACUCGCACAGCACAAGGACAACAACAAAGACUUCGUUCGUAUUGAUCGCUUCCUCCCCCGAGUAGAUGUUGUCCGUGGGUAUGGUGUGUGCCACCGGCGCCUAAAAUUGAGGGGACAUGAUGGAGGCAUACAUACUUUUGCUAUCCAACACCCCGCUGCAAGGCACUGUCGCAGAGAAGAGAGGAUACUACAACUAUUCCGUAUUUUCAAUGGGUAUAUUCUCUUGAAUCGAGGUGGUUAUCCAAAGCUAAUAGAAUAUAGUGCUCUUGCUAGAAGAAAAGAAAGCCGUCGCCGGAAUCUCGGCUUCCAUUUGCCAUUGAUGAUCCCCUUGGCACCGCAUAUUAGAAUUGUUCAGGAUGACGCUUCCUAUAUAUCCUUGCAGGGAAUUUAUGAAGACCAUUGCCGGAGGACAGGAAUGAGCAAGGAUGAUCCCUUAAUCUUUUCGCUCAAGAAAGUUAUUGCCUCGCUAGAUCCGGGUAGAGGCGUCCAACAGCAGGUUGACGCAAACGUCAAGUUGGAAAUAUUUAAUUCCAUCCAAUCGGCCAUGGUCCCGCCUAAUAUCGCGCUUGAGGUUGGUAACCUGAAAUGUUUGGCGGAGUAUAUUAAUUAACUGUGGAUAGUUCAUGACCAAAUCGUAUACUUCAUUUACGGAAUUCUUCCUCUUCCGUCGUCAAUUUAGCUAUCAGUAUGCGGCUUUGACCUUCAUGACUUAUGUUAUGAGUAUGGGUAGUCGAUUCCCGCACAAGAUGUUUAUCGCCAGAGAGACUGGAAAUAUUUGGGGGUCCGAAUUGAUUCCUGCCAUGGCAUCAACCAAUGCAUACUUCCAUAACAACGAAUUGGUCCCAUUCCGCUUUAGUCCGAAUAUUCAGACACUAAUGGGCCCGAUUGCUAUCGAAGGAAUAUUUUCUUGCGCGGUCAUGGUCAUUGCACGCUGUCUUACGGAACCUGAGGUAUGUUAUAAAAUUUGCUAGCCACUUGCUUAUACACUCGAGCAUAUCCUAACAUUAAUCGCAGUUCGAACUCGACCAACAUUUGAGUGUGUUUGUGCGUGACGAAAUGAUUUUUUGGUUCACCCAACAGCAUCGUUCUAGCAUAGGGGAACAGCAACUACGAGAGAGGGUACAGCUCAACUCAGAAAUCAUUGUUCGUAGAGCGACAUCUUUAGCCCAGCCAAGCGGUGCCGGAGGUAUCCCGGCCAACCAAACUGUUAUCGAUUACAUUUCCAGGGCAUCAAACCCCAUGAAUCUGGCACAACUUGACAAUCUCUGGAUGCCGUAUUUGUGAUUUUGUGGGGGCGAUCGGGUUUCUUUUUUCUAGAGGAUCUGGGGUGUGGUGGAAUUUGGGAUUCAGAAGCAUGACUUUAGUAUUCUUAUAACAAUGGUGUUUCUUUGGCGCAAUUGCGGUCUUCUAACAGGGGAAAAACUGCAGGUAUUCUUUAAAAUGGCUUUCCUUUCCUUUUCCUUUUGCUUUGAAACAAAAAAAGAAACUUGGUGGGGUUGCUUGAUUUAUGUCUUUACGUUUUUGUUUUAACUUCUAUCCCACUCCUGUUCGACUUUUGUUCUUGUGUAUCAUUAUUAAACUUCCUUGUUCGUUAGUACAAAUAACUUAAUUCAAAGUGUGCUUCACGAGCGCUGCAUAAUUGAACGGAAAUUGUGUUCUACUUGCUCUACUUUUGUUGAUAUCUGUACUUCUGUACUAUGCUGUACCUAUGCUCCCGACCCCUAGGUGGUUGGGCUGCUCCGGCUGCGAUUCCCUAUGGAUCCACAGGUCCGGCGACAAGCCGCCGAAAUUUUGCAAAGCGCGCGAUUCGAGAGGCACCUCGUAGCAAAUCAGUCUCCCUGGUUUAUACGCCUCUCUUGGCAUGGCACCAUAUAUGAGAAGCCCUCUUGAGAUGGCCGGAUGCAAGGGCACAUAUAUCCAACAAUAUGUGCGGGGGCUCGUACAAAAUGCGUAGAUAUUGAUAUUCCUCGCAUGGAUCCACAGGUUGAGAAACGUACUCUUGUUUGUGGUAUUCCCGAAUAUCGUCGGUGUCUGGGUGUGGAGUAGAAAUAUCGGUAUACAGAGGCCUGGGCUCAGUUUCGGUAACCCGAGGUCAGCUCUUGGAUAUGCAAUUCCAGAUUAUGUUUCAAACUAUUCAGCACUUCUCUGACGUGUGAGAAAUUGCUUCUUAUCCAUAUGGAUUCCCUCGUAUUGUAAACGGACAAUGCACCGAAACCUGGUAUUCCUUGCCUUAUUUAUUCUAUCCUGAUUCCAGGUUAAUUAGUCAUUGCAAUUUAUUAGGGUUGGCCUCGGAGGGUAAUAUAUAUUCCCCUGUGGCUGAGCCACAAGUGAAGGUAGUUCAUAUCCUCUCUAGUUGAAGUGUGUGUACAGUAUGAUACAUGGACCCCCAUGCAUGUCCAUG